Messenger RNA from Sesamum indicum (sesame), 3294 nucleotides. Its product is annotated as Tetratricopeptide repeat (TPR)-like superfamily protein. The record is from RefSeq and is a predicted model, not a curated record. Lineage: Eukaryota; Viridiplantae; Streptophyta; Magnoliopsida; Lamiales; Pedaliaceae. Gene Ontology annotation, biological process: RNA modification. Gene Ontology annotation, molecular function: RNA binding; protein binding.
AUUCAGGAGAAAGAACAUCGAAGUAUGCAACCCAGAAGUAUUUUACAUCUUUGAUAAUCAUCUCUCUCCAAAAAGAAAAUGAAAAAGAAAUUAGGGAAGAUAUUUCUUUGGAGCGAAAUUUCUUCACAAAAGUGAUGGUUAAAGGCAGCCCGUUAUGCAGUUUGCUCCACUCUCCCACCCAAGUUUCAACGGCUAGUCGAAAAGCUGUCUAAAACAGGGCAGAGGCUUAAGGCAUUCGUGUGAAUGUUCACUCUUUCUCUCUCUCUCUGAGGUAAUAAGUUUGGAGAAUGAACAUGAAAGCAGUCAACGUCAUAAUCAAUUUAUAAAUGUCUAAGAGGAUUUCAACAAUUUUAUCGCGACAUUCAUUUGCCAACAGCUAUUUUCUCCAUUCAGCAACUCAUGCCAUACGCUGCAUAUCCAAACCAUCAUCUUAUUUUCCUUACACUGAGGAGGUCUUGGCUUCCCACCUUGCUCCGCUUCUACAGCAAAAAGACUCUUCUCUGAUACCUUCAGUUCUUGAAAAAACCCGGCAAAUACACGCCCAGAUUACUGUUAAUGGGCUCCACAACUUGGGGAUUUUGGGCACAAGGAUUUUGGGUAUGUACAUCCUGUGUAACAACUAUCUUGAUGCCAAGAAGUUAUUCUGUCAGCUUCAACUGUGGUACGCUGCCCCUUGGAAUUGGAUGAUUAGAGGGUUUACGAUGAUGGGCUACUAUGACUACGCGCUUUUGUUCUACUUCAAGAUGCUUACUUUUGGUACUAGUCCUGACAAGUAUACUUUUCCCUACGUGAUAAAGGCUUGCAGUGCCCUGCAUGCUGUUGACUUAUUGAAACUUGUGCAUGGAAUGAUCAAAGAAUUCGGGUUUGAGCUGGAUGUGUAUGUGGGCAGUGCCUUAGUUAAAUUCUAUGCUGAGAAUGAUUGUUUAGGAAACGCGAGGGAUUUGUUUGAUAAAUUGCCUCUAAGGGAUAUCGUGUUGUGGAACGUGAUGCUUAACGGUUACCUGAAAUGUGAAAGUUUAGCCGAUAAUGUGAUUGGAUUGUUCGAGGAAAUGAGAAAAAGUGAGGUUGAGCCCAAUUCUGUCACUUACACUUGUGUUCUUUGCUUGUGUGGCUUGAGAUCAAUGGUGGGGUUUGCCGCCCAGGUUCAUGGCCUCGUUGUUAAGUGUGGCUUGGAGAUGAUUUCUCCAGUGGCUAACACUUUGGUUGCCAUGUACGCUAAAUGCCGUUGCCUGCUUGAUGCUCGAAAGCUGUUUGAUUUUGUUGCACAGGCUGAUCUCAUUACCUGGAAUGCAAUGAUUGGAGGGUACAUUCAGAAUGGGUUUAUGCGUGAGGGUUUGGAUUUGUUUCAGAGAAUGAUAUCUUCGGAUGUCAAACCAGACUCAAUAACUUUCGCAAGUCUGCUCCCAUUAGUUCCUGAGUUGGGAGGUCUUAAUCAAGGAAAAGAAAUCCAUUGUUAUAUUGUUCGACAUGGGGUGUUAUUCGAUCUAUUCUUGAAGAAUGCUCUUAUUGAUAUGUAUUUCAAGUGCAAGGAUGUGAGAAUGGCUUGCAAGGUCUUUGACGAGAGCUCUGCUGUGGACACUGUCAUCUGCACUGCUAUGAUCUCUGGGUUUGUGCUCAACGGGAUGAAUCUUGAUGCUUUGAAAACUUUCCGCUGGUUGCUUCAUAAGAAAAUGAGGCCCAAUGCUGUAACAUUUGCGAGCACUCUACCAGCUUGUGCAGGCCUGGCUGACCUAAGAUUGGGUAAGGAAUUGCAUGGUAACAUAAUUAGAAAGGGACUAGAAGGAAGGUGUUAUGUCGGAAGCGCAAUAACUGACAUGUAUGCUAAAUGUGGAAGGUUAGAUCUCAGUCAUCAAGUUUUUCUAAGGAUACCUGAACGAGAUUCUGUAUGUUGGAACUCAAUGAUCACGAACUGUAGCCAGAAUGGCAAACCAGAAGUGGCCAUCGAUCUUUUUUGUCGCAUGGGGUUAGAAGGAGCGAAAUAUGACUGUGUCAGCAUAUCAGCUGCUCUUUCAGCAUGCGCACACCUGUCUGCUCUUCGUCGUGGGAAACAGAUACAUGGUUUCAUGAUGAGAAAUGGAUUCAACUUUGAUAUUUUUGCUAAUAGUGCACUAAUAGACAUGUACUCUAAAUGCGGUCAUAUGGAUUUAGCAGAACGUGCUUUUGACAUGAUGGAAUUCAAAAAUGAAGUUUCCUGGAACAGCAUCAUUGCUGCAUAUGGAAAUCAUGGCCAGUUAAAAGAAUGCCUGGCUCUAUUUCGUGCAAUGCAAGAUGAGGGGUUUCAACCUGAUCACGUCACUUUUCUUGCAAUAUUAUCUGCUUGUGGCCAUGCUGGUCAAGUUGAAGAAGGAAAGCUCCACUUCAAUUCCAUGAUCCAAGAUUAUGGGAUUGCUGCCCGCAUGGAGCAUUAUGCAUGCUUAAUUGAUUUGUUUGGCCGAGCUGGUCGGUUAGAAGAAGCAUUCCAAGUAAUUGGGACCAUGCCGUUUACUCCAGAUGCUGGCAUUUGGGGCACCUUAUUAGGGGCCUGCCGGAUUCAUGGCAACGUUGAGCUUGCAGAGCUGGCGUCAGAACACCUUUUCCAAUUAGACCCACAAAAUUCUGGGUACUAUGUAUUGCUAUCAAACCUGCACGCUGAUUCUGGAACCCGAGUGAGAGCUGUCCAAAUACGCAAUCUCAUGAAAGAAAGAGGAGUUCAAAAAGUACCUGGUUACAGCUGGGUUGAAGUCAAUGACUCCUCCAAUAUGUUUGUUGCUGCAGAUAAGAAUCACCCACAGUCUUCAGAGAUUUAUCUAAUGCUGAAUAAUCUUUUAUUGGAGAUCCAAGAUGAAGGAUAUCUUCCCCAAAUCAGCACCCCAACCACUGAUUGAUAAGUGUCAAUAGCACCAGAAUCUUAUAGUGACUGAGCAAUAUGAUAGUUAAGCCUGGGAGUGUCUUUCCUCUUUCCUCUUUGAUCUUCCCCCAAUCUUCUACAUAGUAUUACUGUAUGGCAUGCUACUUAUUAUACUCAUGACUAAGAAUUUCUUGAUAAGGGACGCAAGAAAGAGGGACCCCUGUGAGAGUGCUGUUACUAUUCAACUUGAUAAUAUUUUAAAUUAACGAUCAACAAUUUAGUUACAUUUCGCACUCGACUAUUUGCUUGGGGCAAUGCCCUACUAUACAUUGUUGUUUAUCCCUAUGUUUAUUACUUCGCUCAGUCACUAUAAGAUUCUGGUGCUAUUGAUCCUUAUCAAUCAGUGGUUGCAAUUCCUGUCAAGAGAAUUAAUUUAUGUUUCGUGGAUGAGCCUACUACUGGCAGAC